This is a messenger RNA of Bombyx mori (domestic silkworm), 2560 nucleotides long. Its product is annotated as serine/threonine-protein kinase PRP4 homolog. NCBI's taxonomy places the organism in Eukaryota, Metazoa, Arthropoda, Insecta, Lepidoptera, Bombycidae. The coding region runs from base 687 to 2483 and encodes 598 amino acids. The record is from RefSeq and is a predicted model, not a curated record. The transcript is spliced from 2 exons. Gene Ontology annotation, biological process: peptidyl-serine phosphorylation; peptidyl-threonine phosphorylation. Gene Ontology annotation, molecular function: protein serine/threonine kinase activity; ATP binding.
CCUAUAAAAAAAUAAUAUUUGUGCCUAUCUACGUAUCAUGGGCUAAAUUUUUGUCAAAAAAGUUAUUUUUUAAAAAAUAUAGGUGACGCAAUUACAAAUUAUUCAAUAUUCAUUCCAGCAUAAAACAUAAACUUACAUAGUUUCGUUCAAUAUUAUGUUAUUAUUGUAGUGAUGUGAAGUCCCUGACGAUUUGAAAAUUGUGUCUAGUGCAGUAUGAAUUUCAAACAAGCUACACUAUGCAUUUGCUAUAAAAUUGGUUUCGUGUAAUGCUAAAAACAUUUAUAUUAUUUAAUUGUUUUUUCCAUUACACUUUAUUAUGGAAUAUAUUGAAUUGGUGCUCAUAACAUGAUGAUUCAUUGACUUAGGAUUCUACAUCACUUGUAUCCUUAAAGCUAUACAAAAUUAGUUUUUACAUAAAACAGACUUACUUGUUCUAAAAGAAAAUUUAAUUUCGUGCCAUCAUGUUAUGUGUACUAUUUUAACCAAAAAAGCACUACGACUGGGAAAAUUCUAUAAUAAUUAAAACAUAAAUUCAUAUUUCUUUUUAAAACAUAUGUAAUGGUACAUGGGUAUUGUGAACUUUUGUUACAUGUAUUCUCUAAUUUGUAAUAUUUUUUCUAGCAUGUAGCAAUCAAAACCCAUUGCACACAAAAACCAUGGAUGGUGAUGUUAAAUGAUCUGUACAAAUGGGAAUGAUGGAUGAGUGUGAAGAACUUAUCUUGGAAUGUUGGAUUCCAAUAAAAUUUGUUGGCACUGGGUGGAAAUAUAAGCAUUCCUGGUUAAUAUUUUCCUACAAUAUUGUUACUAUGGCUGAUAAGAAGCCUAAAAGAAAUUCUUCCAAAUAUUUUUAUUAUGAUGAACAGAAAGCAAAAAGAAGAAAACAAAAAUCUCGAAUAAGAUCUCAAACUCCACCAUUACCUCACAGAAGUGGGACUAGUACUGAAGAACUUUUGCUAAAAAGAGAUUCUCUAAAGAAGCAGCUGCAAAAGUUUAAGCACAUUUCUAGAAAUGGUGGUAAUCAACAUACUGAGGAAAAUAGGAAACGAAAAUACACAGAGGGAAAAGAUGGUAAACAAAAAAGAUAUAGUGAAGAUAAAAGCAAAAAUAGUCAUGGUCAACAAUCAAAAAGUGCUCCAUCAAAAUCAAAUAUAGAAAUUGCAUCAGAGUCUGAAGACGAAGAAAGUAUAAUUGAAAAAAGAAGGAUACAAAGGAAACAAUUGUUAAAAAAAUUUAAUCAAUCACAUGAUGAUAACCAUUCAAAAAAUACUGAGAGUAUUAUAGAAAAGAAUAAUGGGGGUAAUGAUCAAAAGCUCACUGAUGUAAACCCAACUUCUGCUGGAGAGACUGAUGAUUUCACAGAUAUGUUUUCUGAGAAAGAUGAUUUUAAAAUUAAAGAUCUUCUUAAAGUGGACAAAAAUGAUUUUACAAAUAAUUCAACUCUGACUGAUAAUUGGGAUGACCACGAAGGAUACUAUAAAAUAAGAGUUGGUGAUGUUGUCAACAACAGAUUCACAAUAAAAGAUACAUUAGGACAAGGUGUGUUUGCCAAUGUAGUGCGUGCUCAAGAUAAUGGUCAAGGAAACAACUAUGUAGCAAUAAAAAUAAUUAGAAACAAUGAGUUGAUGUACAAAACUGGCUUAAAAGAGAUUUCUAUAUUAAAAGAAGUCAAUGAGGCGGAUCCAGAAAAUAAAUAUCAUUGUGUGCAAUUUUUAGGGCACUUCAUGCACAAAGGACAUCUCUGUUUAGUUUUAGAAUCCUUACAUAUUGAUUUGCGAUGUGUACUUAAAAAAUAUGGUAAAAAUCAUGGUUUAAACAUGAAAGCCAUUAUUAGUUACAGCAGGCAAUUACUCUUGGCAUUGAGAUUACUGAAGAAAGUUGGGAUUGUGCAUGCAGAUAUAAAGCCUGAUAAUAUUUUAGUGAAUGAAAGGAAGAAUAUCCUAAAGUUGUGCGAUUUUGGUUCUGCUGCAAAAAUUGAUGAAAAUGAACCAACACCAUACUUGGUGUCAAGGUAUUAUAGAGCUCCAGAAAUAAUUUUAGGGAUUCCUUACAAACAUGGUGUUGAUUUAUGGUCUUCGGCUUGUACAAUUUAUGAAAUGACGACAGGAAAAAUCCUCUUCACUGGAAGCUCCAACAACAAAAUGCUCAAAUGUUUUAUGGACUUAAAAGGCAAAAUACCAAACAAAUUAAUUAGAAAAGGCAAAUUUAAAGAUCAACAUUUUAAUUAUAAUUAUAAUUUUUUACUCCACAAAAAGGACGAAUUUACUGGUAGAGAUAAAUUAGUUGAGGUGACAAAUAUCAAUGCAAAUAGAGAUUUGAAUAACGAAUUGCGAAAUUGUUGUAAAAAUAUGACAGACAAGGAAGAAAGGAAAAUGACACAGCUAAAGGAUUUGUUAGACAAAAUGCUAACACUGGACUCUAGUCAACGAUAUUCAGUAGCAGAUUGUUUGAAGCAUCCAUUUGUUCAAGAUGUUUUAACAAAGUAGACAAAUUUAAAUAUGGAUCACUAUUCAAUUUCUCAGAUUAAUUAAUGUCUAAUAAAACAAAAUGAUAUUACUUAAAA